This is a messenger RNA of Entelurus aequoreus (snake pipefish), 4110 nucleotides long. RefSeq names its product protein arginine N-methyltransferase 8-B (gene prmt8a). Gene Ontology annotation, molecular function: protein-arginine N-methyltransferase activity. Lineage: Eukaryota; Metazoa; Chordata; Actinopteri; Syngnathiformes; Syngnathidae. Gene Ontology annotation, cellular component: plasma membrane. The record is from RefSeq and is a predicted model, not a curated record. Gene Ontology annotation, biological process: peptidyl-arginine methylation. The transcript has 10 exons. Bases 461 to 1696 code for a protein of 411 amino acids.
CGCGCGCGCGCACGCCGUACGAGUUGCGCGUAAUAGCGCCGUUGCUAUUUUUAGCAACAACGUUGCGGUAGUGGAAGCCAUCAAAGUGGGGUGGCGUUCACUUGCCGCUUUGACGUCCGCGCACACUCCAUCAUGACGGGACAGGAUGCCGCCUGACGUCUUCUCUUCUCGGCUGAUGCGCGCCUCUCCUUUUCCAGCGGGAGGGGGGAAAAAACGCCGGUGGACGGCAAACUUUUUUCACCAUGGAACCUGCGCCGCUUCGUGGCAACAGCACGUUUGGGAGCCGGUCUGGUUCGGUCUGCGCACCCUUGGCAUUUUAGAAGAAGGUUGCAUCUCGCUGAUGACUGUUCAAUGACAAAUAACUGGGCCGGAAACGCGAAGGAGGUGUUUUUUUUGUUUUUUUUUCCCGCCCAUCUGUCAAGUGUAAAAAAUAUUAGUUUUUCCACCCCCCCUGCCUCUUAUGGGAAUUAAGCACUCGUCCCGUUGCAUGCUCCUCAGGAGAAAAAUGGCGGAUUCUGAGAGCAAUGAGCUGCCACAGCCGCAGCCGGUCCGCAUCAUUCCAUCGCGGUCGGCUCAGCCCACCUCCUUGCCAAAGCCUGUGCCUUCCAUCCAGCAGCCGACACCAAGACCUGUUCUACCGCCACACACGCCACACGCCGCCGGCCUUCCCAACUGCUCUGGGCGGGGCAAGAUGGCAAAGCUAUGUAACCCCGAGGAGAUGACCUCAAAGGACUACUACUUUGACUCGUACGCCCACUUUGGCAUCCACGAGGAGAUGCUAAAGGACGAAGUGAGGACCCUGACCUACCGCAACUCCAUGUACCACAACAAGCACGUGUUCAAGGAUAAAAUAGUUCUUGAUGUGGGAAGUGGCACUGGGAUCUUAUCCAUGUUUGCAGCCAAAGCAGGAGCGAAGCACGUGUAUGGGAUUGAAUGUUCCAGCAUAUCAGAAUACUCGGAAAGAAUCAUCAAGUCCAACCACCUUGAGAGCGUGAUCACCAUCAUCAACGGAAAGGUGGAGGAAGUGGAGCUUCCUGUGGAGAAGGUUGAUAUCAUUAUAUCAGAGUGGAUGGGCUACUGUCUCUUCUACGAAUCCAUGUUGAACACGGUUAUCUUCGCCAGGGACAAGUGGCUGAAACCAGGUGGAUUAAUGUUUCCUGAUCGAGCCUCUUUGUACGUUUUGGCCAUCGAGGACAGGCAGUAUAAAGACUUCAAAAUACACUGGUGGGAGAAUGUGUAUGGCUUCGACAUGACUUGUAUUCGCAAUGUGGCAAUCAAGGAGCCGCUGGUUGACGUCGUGGACCAGAAACAGGUGGUGACCAACUCCUGCCUGGUCAAAGAAGUGGACAUCUACACGGUGAAGACUGAGGACCUUUCUUUCACGUCAGCAUUCUGUCUGCAGAUCCAGAGAAACGAUUACAUUCAUGCACUGGUCACCUACUUCAACAUAGAGUUCACCAAAUGUCACAAAAAAACUGGUUUCUCCACUGCUCCUGAUGCUGCAUACACCCACUGGAAGCAGACGGUCUUCUACUUGGAGGACUAUCUGACCGUGCGAAGAGGAGAGGAAAUCACUGGCAGCAUUGCAAUGAAGCCUAAUGACAAAAAUGUUAGGGACUUGGACUUCACCUUUGAGCUGGAUUUCAAAGGACAACUGUGCGAGGCAGCUAUAGCCCACGACUACAAGAUGCGCUAGAUUUUGCGGGAAGGGAAUGGGACUCCCGUGGAGAAGAGGAACCCGUACAGACCACACCUAGAAAACAGACUCCAAAUGACACAGAAGGUUGGAAAAGCUAAUCUGAGGUGGCCUCACUGACAUCUCACUGUAAGACAGGAAGCCAUUGGUGCAGACUGUUAAACAACCCUGAAUGUAAUACUGAAAAAGAAAAACAUUUCUAACUUGCUGAAAGUUAGUGAUUCUUGCUGUACAUGUAAGUGAAAUGGAGUGACGUUCGUACCAGUGUUUAUGGUUAAGUUUAUAACUCUAUGGCUCUCAUAUUGUCCGUCUUUUAGUAAUAAUGUGGUUGGUGAAAUGUUGGUUCUACGGAUAGGGAGUUGUAUCAAUUUAGGCUCAGUGAUGUUAGAAUUUGCGUCUGAGCACCACAGCCAAGGACAUACUUGUUGCAGGUACUGUACUGUAUAUACAGCAGGUCUACUCAUGUGUGCGUUACGUGAAAGGUAAUUUGUUGUUAAUAGUUGUUGUGCUGAUUCUGUGUGUGAUGAAUGGUGUUAAAGGCAGAUCUCCAUAUUAGUGUGCUCUACAGUAUGUUGUCCGUUUGAGCCGGUGGUGUUUGACCUGCCUUUAAAAUUGGUGCACAUGUAUAAUCUAACGAGAUCUAAUACAAGAACUUUAUCAAAAACGUUAACCUUCUAAACCACUGGGAACUACUAGGGCUGUCCUCGGCCAAGGGUUUUCAUAGUCGAAUAUGAUUUGUUAGCUCAGUCGAUUAUGGGCAAAACAUUUUUGUUUCUAUGUUAGCAAAGAGCACAGCCAAUGGGGAUCCCUACAAAUAAAAUGUCAUUAGUGACUUGUUCCACUUCAACAAGGCUAAAACGGCAGAAGUUGGAUAGUUUGGGGUCGGCUUCGGCACACCCACUGGACCCAAGAGGCCUCGGGUUCUCAACUCAAAUCAAAUUGUCGACUAUUCCUAGAAAGACAUCCAUAGAAACUACAAUAAUAAUAAACAAAGUACCAUACAUCCCAGCAAAUAAGCAAUUCAGCAUUAUUUUUCAUUAAGACCUUAGUCAAAAUAGGCAGUUUUUUUUCCCCUGCAGAAAACACAUUUAGUUCCUCUUAAUGUUGCUACAAAAUUUAAGGAGAAUGUCAAAUUAGCAGAAAGGUUUGGAGGAGGAGGAGUGAGCAUUGUGUCAAAAAUAUGAUUUUGUAUAGGCAAAUUGAUUACUGGCUAAGUUUCGCUUUUAACAGCUGGCCACCGAACGUAACCCUUGCGAUUGGCUGGGAUAUACUGUUGUUAUAUUUAUGUAUAUUAAGGCAUUUUUUUAAUUACAGCUCUUGUAUUGGGUCUCCAAAUGAGGAGGCUUUAUUCCCUGAUUGAUGCCUUUACCAAGAUCCCAAGUGUUCCUGAUUCCUUCCGCAAUGCUGCAUUUACAAUUGUUUUAAUCUGUAAACACUUUACUUUGUGUUGUUUUGGUGUGUUGUCAUACGCUUUAAUCAGCCAUGUCAAACCUGUUAAGAGUGACAGUAAUGGAAAUGUGAACCCUCCCAAACAACAAUUUAGUGACACUUAACUGUACGCUUUUGCUUUAUAAGUAUGCUUUUAAGUUAUUUGGGAAGGUAACCCAGCAGGCACAAGACGUUGACUAUGCGUACAUGUCCUUAAAAACUGACUUUGAAACAACAUAGCAAAAUAGUUGUGUUUGUAAAUUUAGACAACACUGAUGUCCAUCGUUGGAUCCACGUUGUUGGUUGGGAAAUAACCAAAUUUCAAAGGUCAAAUCAACAUCAUACCCUGACAUUGAAUUAACAUAGUCAAAAAGCAUGUUGUUUCAACGUUGUAUUUGUGUUGUAGAAUUUUGGUUGGCAAAUGAGCAAAAAUUCAAUGGUCAAAUGAACGUCAGAACCAAACAUUGAUUAAACGUUGUCAAAAAGCAUGUUGUUUCAACGUUAUGUUCGAGUUGCUCAACGUCAAUUCAACAAGUUCUCAACGUUGUUUUAAUGUCUUGUGCCUGCUGGGAAUGAUUAGGAUGUUCUAUCUGAGGAGGUUUUAGAUUAUUUUAAAGCCUCAAAAAGGUGUGCUGUCGAUUAAACACACCAUUUAUAAAGCAUGCGACUGAUAAUAGUAACAAUUAUUAAGCAAAUACCUGCUUUCUGAAAGGAAUUUGCUUUUUAAUCAUGUGUAUUUUCACAGAUUUCUGGCUUCUACAAAUAUUGUAGGAACAUUGUAUACAUUGUUAGAAGUCAUAUUUUAACUUUUUUCAUUGAUUUCAAGUAACAUUUGUAUUUGUUUCUUUACAAUUUUGCAAUGUGACAUACAGAAACAUUUUAAUAAACAGGCUUUUUUUUUCAUGUGUAUUAUAACUUUUGAUUUGAAAUAAAUACUAUGUUUCAUAUCUUGUAAUGACACCUUGAAAAUGUAAUAAACUGCAAUG